Molecule: messenger RNA, 1815 nt
Organism: Enhydra lutris kenyoni (northern sea otter)
Lineage: Eukaryota; Metazoa; Chordata; Mammalia; Carnivora; Mustelidae
Product: SH2 domain containing 7
Cellular component (GO): cytoplasm
Source: RefSeq, a predicted model, not a curated record
AUGGAGGGCAGCCCGAAGCAGCCGUGCCUGCGGAGGGGGCCCCGGGAGGUGGGGGACAGCCAGGCCCUCGCCAAGCUGCAGGAACUGGCCCUGACAUGGUUCACGGAGACACAGGCACCCUCCAUCCUGCAGGACGGAGCCCUGCCCCCCUGGUUUCACGGAUUCAUCACCCGCAAGCAGACGGAGCAGCUGCUUGGGGACAAAGCUCUCGGCUCCUUCCUCAUCCGCCUCAGCGACCGGGCCACUGGCUACAUCUUGUCCUACAGGGGCAGCGACCGCUGUCGGCACUUCGUCAUCAACCAGCUGCGGGACCGGCGCUACCUGGUCUCGGGGGACACGCACAGCCACGGCACCCUGGCCGACCUCGUACGCCAUUACCAGGAGGUGCAGCUGGAGCCCUUUGGGGAGACCCUGUCUGCUGCCUGCCCGCGGCCGGAGGACAAUGAUCUAUAUGAUGCUAUCACCCUGGGCCUCCACCACACCCAUCUGGGCCCGGACAACCCAGCCGUCACAGCUUCGCCAGCAGCGGUCCUGGACGAGGCUGCCAACCCCUGCCCCUGCCCCAAGCCACAGGUCUCCUUCCUCCAAACCAAGAGCCGGGAUGCCAGUUCCUGCAGCUUCUCGGAGCAGGGGGGCGUGGCGGUCCCCGGGAGGGUGCCUCCCCUCCCUGAGAGGAGUGCCUCCCUUCUGGAUAAGUCCUUUGGAAGCCCUAACAACAGUAUCUACUCAGACCUGAGGAAGAUGAACCAGGCACAGCUAGGCCUGGGCCCAGAGGCAUCCGGCAGACCCAGGCCAGCUCCAGGGGGCAGCCAGCCCAGCUCCCCUGGCAAGGAGUCCCUGAAGAGACUCUCGGCUGGAGGUCAGAACAGGCCUGAUGGCCUGGGGCCUGCCUUCUCUGGGGUGAGCCCUGAGCAGGGUCCCACAGGGCCUCCCGCAGCCGGGGGCCACCUCCCCCCCGCUUCUGAGGCCCUGGGAUCCUCCGCCACCCCCUGGAGCCAGGCAUCUCCAAAGCUGAGCCACAGGGCUCAGCCCGGCUCCCAGGGCACUUCUGCAGACACUUACCAGCUCCUGCAGACAGAAGGUCCGUCAGAGCCCGGGGACACGCCACACCAAGGAGGCAGUGCCUAUGCGCAGGUCCCAGUGCGCUGGGGCUCACCCAGGCCCCCGUGUCCCGGGACCAGUCCUCCAACUAGCAGGCCACCAGGAUCCACAGACCGUGGCUACAAGAGGCUCUCAGGGGCCCCAGAGCUCCCUGAGCCCGGGAACACCUAUGAACAAAUCCCAGCAGCCAGGAGCAAGGAGACUGGACAGGCACACAAGGUGGGCUCCACAGGGGGAUGGGGUGGCUGCCAGCCCCUGCUGGUAAGAGGGAUCCGUGACCUUCAUGCCCGAGCAGAUUGGGUCACUGCUACUGCUCCGAGGGGCCCAGGAUUUUCUAGAAGUAACAUAUGCUUGGAGGUGGUGGGAGGGGCUGUUGCUCAGCUUGAAUGCAAGGUGUGGUCUUCUAGGCCCUUCAGAGGGCUUUCUCUGCAGCCCAAGUUUCCCGGCGCCCUCCAAGCCACUUGGCCCUCACUGUGGCUCAGCUGCCCCCAGCCACAUGGCUCUGGCGAGGCAACUUCCCUGGCGGACCUUCCUAAGACUGUGUCCCAAACACUGCGGUUACUGCUCGUUUUCCUUCAGCAACCCGACCCAGGACCUCCCUCUCUUCCUUUGUACAACUGUCUGCCCCAGGGCAAGGCUAGACAUACUCGCCGGCUCAGGACACAGCCCAGAGACAGCCGGGCAGAGCUGUCAAAUGCAGGGUUUCUGAUCUGA